Stegodyphus dumicola is the source of this 405-nucleotide messenger RNA. RefSeq names its product protein GVQW3-like. The record is from RefSeq and is a predicted model, not a curated record. Lineage: Eukaryota; Metazoa; Arthropoda; Arachnida; Araneae; Eresidae.
AUGUUGAAGCAUGUGUACGGAAGUGAAAUGUUAUCGAGAGUGCAAGCUUUUGAGUGGCAUCAUCGUUUCAGAAAAGGCAGGGAAUGUGCCAAAGACGACGAAUGCGGUGGCCAUCCCAUGACUUCACGCACCAAUGAAAACAUCAAAAACGUGUCCGUGGCAGUACGUGUGAGCAGGCAGCAAACAAUUUGCCAAAUAGCAGAAUCAGUUGGGAUAUCAGAAGCCACACAUCACCGGAUACUGACUAAAGAUCUUAACAUGCAUAGGGUGUGUCAACACGUCAUUCCCCACAUGUUAAACGUAGACCAAAAGGGAAUUCGAAUGGAAAUGCCAGGAGACUUAAUCUCGACUGUUGACAAAGAUCCUUCCUUUCUUGGCAGAAUUGUUACUGGAGACGAGAAAUGA